Stylonychia lemnae is the source of this 420-nucleotide messenger RNA. NCBI's taxonomy places the organism in Eukaryota, Ciliophora, Spirotrichea, Sporadotrichida, Oxytrichidae. The record is from the annotation of a GenBank genome assembly.
AUGAAAAAGCAGGGACUAAGGCACUGUUUCAAAUCUAGAAUCUACAAUCAAAAUAUAUGCAAUGGUGUAGAUAUUGCAAUUUCCCCAAAGACUAUGAUCUCAAACUUGAAAAUAAUCUCAUUUUAAUACAGCGAUAUCAUGAGACAUUGGAGCAGCACAUAUCACUUAAAGAACAUGCGAAGAUUUAUGUUUCAUUAAAAUGGCUUUAAGUUAAAGCUAAAUUUGACAGAUCAGCUUACAACAAGAAUUGAUACAGAAAUCAAUUCCAAAGGAUCUCAUAGAUUCAAACAAUUAGGCUAUUAUCCAAUAACUACAGGCUAUUAAAGAUAAAAAUGGAUCUACUGCUUAAACUACAAAUAACCAGAAUAAUCAAGGGGCAGUCCUUUCUACUUCCUCAUCAAAUAAAUCUAAUAAUUAUGA